GAGGCGGGAUGGGGCCGUUGUGGGGCUGAGGCGGCGGCCUGCAGGUGGCACGGCAUCCCCUCAGGCCGCGUGUCCCCAACUCCUGGGUCAGGAGCGGGGAGUGGCCGGUCAGGAUGGGAGGCCGCCGGUCCCCAUUAGAGCCGGGCUUACCGUGCCAGGCGAAGUUAACGGGUGACCUCACGUUAUCCGAAGUGGAUGAGGAGCUCGAGGGUUUCAGGCGGGAGGCGGCAAUUCUGCGGGAGAAGCUGUGGCAGGCUCUCAGUCACACAUCUGGUAACAAAAGGCAGUCCAGUUCUUUGAUCGACCUCACCUCGGACAGUACCUGGGAUCAGCAAAAGCCUCACUUGUUUCCUAAAUCCCGCUUGAGGCCAAAAAGCGCUUCAUCUCCCUGGAUUCCCUCCAUCACCAUCCCUCAGCCUUUCGAAAUGACACUGCGGGAAGCUCGCAAAAAGUCCCAGUUGAUGAAGUCAUACAUGUUUCUUGAACUAGACAAACAGAGAGACAAAAGGCAAAGCCAGGAUGAAGCUGAAUGUCAGAAACAGUUCCGGGCACAGCCUGUACCUGCCCAUGUGUUUCUGCCCCUUUACCAGGAAAUAAUGGAGCAGAAUGAGAUUCGCAGGCAAAUAGCAACACAGAAAAGAAAGGAGCUGCUACUUUCAACCCAGCGGCCCUUCAGUUUCCUGGAGAAGGAGGAGAAAAAGAAAGAAGCUAUCAGACAAAAGUUCCUGGCAGCAGCAUCCCCAAAUGAGAGCUCCAAACAGAAGCAAGCCAGUAAAAAAGUUCCUAAAUCUACUUAUGACCCACUUCUUGGAGAUAAACUCAAAGAAGCUGAACUCUACAGAGAAAUCCGCAUUCAAAUGAGAGCGAAGGAUUUGCUUGAGAGCUCUGUAGCUCCUAUAGACACUAGCAACUGUCGGAGCGAGCCUCAGUCCCGAACUGCCACUAAAACUAAGCAGGAAAGACUUGGCUUCUUGCAGGAACAAAGUUUCAGCUUCAAGCCAAGAAUUAAUCCAACAAUACCGGAUUUUGAAGGACUUUACUGGGCGUUUCAGAGGGAAGCAGUAAGGAGACAAGAAACCAAAGAGGCAACUCGUAAUAAGCCAUUCAAGCUCAGAACCGCCAAUCUGCGCGUCAGGCAGAGGCAGGCUAAUGAAAAGAUAAAGGAUUCGCAGCAACUUUCCAAGGUUUCAGUGCAAAAAAGUCAUUCUCUGACUGGACUUUCCUCUCUGUCUUCCAACACCCUCCCAGUGCAUAUUACAGAUGCAACUAGAAAACGGGAAUCUGCUAUUAGAUACUCCCAAGAUAACAAAAAGGAAGGGGAAAAAGAAGGAAUUUAUUGGCUGGAGAAACAGAAGAAGAAAUGUCAAGCUCUGCGAAAGUCAGUGAACAGCCGAGCAAAAGCCCUGGAUCCACACAAAAGUCUGGAGGAAACACACAAGGAGAAGUCGAAACAGAACUGGCAAAAUAUGAGAGAGAGAACAAGGGAAUAUAGAAAGGAGCUGGAAGAAAUGCAGCUGCGAGUCAAGAACAGACCAUUCCUCUUUGAACAGGUCACCAAGCAUGAUGCUCGUCAAGGAGCAGAGCGUCGCUACAGACACACCCUUCAGCAGGUUGGGCUAAGCGAAGAAUUUGUAAGGAAAAAAGGGAAAGAUGCCACUGACUUGCUGGAAGAAGAAUCUGAUGUUCACAGAGUGCCCAAGCCUGAGGGUGAAAAGGACGACUGUACUGUACAGGAAGGAGAACCUCAAGAGGAACAGAGCCGAAAGGAAAUGGCAACAUAAGAUCUAGCAGAAGAAUCCAUUGAUCGUCUCUUGAUUUUUUUUUUUUAAUUCAAGAUUCUUCAGGUUAAUCCUCAGGAACUUUCUGGUUUAGGCUGAUACCUAAGAAUUGCUCUGGGGUAAGUGAGAUGUGAGUACUUGGUAAAGGAAAAAAAAGACCACCUAGUAUUUAGAGCAUGCCUUGUCCAACCCAACAAAGCCUGCAGCCCCCCUUAGUCUUCACAAGUGUUCCCCCAGUGAGCCACUUCCCUUUCUAUAACAGGCAACAAAACAAGUUAAAGAGGUUGAAGCACUAUCUUUGGAUAAAAGUAGAUAUGAAAGAUUGAAGAGGUGCAUCCUCUAGUGUCAGCUCCUUGUGUUCACACUGUAGAAGCACGCAGAAAAGGGAGAAUGCCUUUCAGGGUGCUAAACCUUGGUUUACACAUGUAUGUGGUAGAAUGCUUUUAAACAAAGUAUAAAAUCAAAGAAAAACCAAGAUUUGACCUACCUUGGGAGAAGACUCAGAGGGAAGUCCUUCUCCGGUGUUAACUCUUCAUUCACUCAUUACCAGCUCUGCUCCUUCCUCCCACUAGGAAGAAGCAAUAGUCUUUCUGUAUGAAAAUAUCUCCCACAUUUCACUAUUGGAAACUGUUCUAACAUCUUAUCCAAGGUGGAUUUGGUGGAAGAAGGAUUAGGUAUUACCUGUCAGCAUGUUGCACUCAAAUGCCUGGUGCAUCUUAAAUGGUAUAUAGUUCACACAUUAGUGGUUUUCCUUUACCUGACAGUAAUAAUGAUCUCAAAAAUACAAACCCUUACCUCCUGGAAUGUUUUCUGAGAAUUAUGAUAUCAAAGCACUUUGAGAUUAAAAGAUUUUUACAUGGCUAUCAA
Molecule: messenger RNA, 2645 nt
Organism: Calidris pugnax (ruff)
Lineage: Eukaryota; Metazoa; Chordata; Aves; Charadriiformes; Scolopacidae
Gene: FAM161B
Product: family with sequence similarity 161 member B
Exons: 9
Coding region: 114-1781 (555 amino acids)
Biological process (GO): cilium organization
Cellular component (GO): cilium
Source: RefSeq, a predicted model, not a curated record